Molecule: messenger RNA, 8298 nt
Organism: Ornithorhynchus anatinus (platypus)
Lineage: Eukaryota; Metazoa; Chordata; Mammalia; Monotremata; Ornithorhynchidae
Gene: USP24
Product: ubiquitin specific peptidase 24
Exons: 68
Coding region: 69-7988 (2639 amino acids)
Biological process (GO): protein deubiquitination
Cellular component (GO): cytosol; nucleus
Molecular function (GO): protein binding; cysteine-type deubiquitinase activity; cysteine-type endopeptidase activity
Source: RefSeq, a predicted model, not a curated record
CUCCCCCCAGGCCGGGCCGGUCCCGUGCUGCGCGGUGCGCGGUGCGCUGCGCGGUGCGCUGCGGGGCCAUGGAGCCGGAGGAGGAGCAGCACACGACGACGCUGCUGUGCAUGGGCUUCUCGGACGCGGCGGCCAUCCGCAAGGCCCUGCGCCUCGCCAAGAACGACAUCAACGAGGCGGUGGCGCUGCUCACCAACGAGCGGCCCGGCCUCGACUGCGGCCCGCCCUACGACCCCAUGGACGGCGGGGGAGGAGGAGGCGGCGGCGGCGGCGGCGGAGGAGGAGGAGGAGGAGGAGGGGGCGGCGGCGGCCUCCUCCUCCAGGCCGGGGGACCCCGCGGGGACGGCGGCUCCGGCGGCUCCGGCGGCUUCGACCCCCCGCCCGCCUACCACGAGGUGGUGGACCCCGAGAAGAGCGACGAGAACGGGAACGGCCCCGGUGACGGCGUGGAGUUCCCCACGACCAACCUGUACGAGCUGGAGAGCCGCGUCCUGACCGACCACUGGUCGAUCCCCUACAAGCGCGAGGAGUCUCUGGGCCGCUGCCUCAUCGCUGCCACCGGCCUUGCCCGGCUUGGGCUCGCCGACUCGGAUGAGAACUGCAGGAGAUUUGUGGACCGGUGCAUGCCCGAAGCAUUUAAAAAGCUGCUGACGUCCAGCGCCGUCCACAAAUGGGGGACGGAGAUCCACGAGGGCAUCUACAACAUGCUCAUGCUCCUGGUCGACCUGGUGGCCCAGCGCCUCAAGCAAGAUCCCAUCCCCGCCGGCCUGCUCGGAGUGCUCACCAUGGCCUUCAACCCCGACAACGAGUACCACUUCAAGAACCGGAUGAAGACGUCGCAGAGGAACUGGGCCGAGGUGUUCGGGGAAGGGGGCAUGUACGCCAUCUCCCCCGCCGCGGCCACUUUCCAGAAGGAGCCCCACGGCUGGCUGGUGGACUUGGUGAAUAGGUUUGGAGAGCUGGGUGGGUUCACCGCCAUCCAGGCCAAGCUCCAUUCGGAAGACAUCGAACUUGGGGCGGUGUCGGCCCUGGUGCAGCCCCUGGGUGGCUGUGCAGAAUACCUCAACUCCCCAGUGGUGCAGCCCAUGCUCGAUCCGGUCAUACACAAGAUGAUCAAAUACGUCCAGAAUGUGGAGGAGAAGGACCUCAAGGACAAGAAGCUCCUGAGCAUCCCCGAGCUGCUGUCGGCCAUCAAGCUGCUGUGCAUGCGCUUCCAGCCCGACCUGGUGACCGCUGUGGAUGAUCUGCGGCUGGACAUCCUGCUGCGCAUGCUCAAGUCCCCGCAUUUCAGCGCCAAGAUGAACUCUCUCAAAGAGGUCACCAAGCUCAUAGAGGACAGCACUCUGUCUAAGUCCGUAAAGAUCGCUAUCGAUGCUGACCGUCUGCUGGACUGGCUGGUGGAGAACUCUGUGCUGUCCGUCGCUCUGGAAGGUAAUAUAGACCAAGCCCAAUACUGUGACCGUAUAAAGGGAAUUAUUGAAUUGCUGGGCAGUAAAUUGUCUUUAGAUGAGCUCACUAAAAUUUGGAGAAUACAGUGCGGACAGUCGUCCACCGUGAUCGAGAACAUCCACACCAUCGUCGCCGCCGCCGCCGUCAAGUUCAGCUCGGACCAGCUCAGUCACCUGUUUGUCCUCAUCCAGAAGAGCUGGGAGACCGAAAGCGACCGGGUCAGACAGAAGCUGCUGAGCCUCAUCGGGCGGAUCGGCCGCGAAGCGCGCUUCGACACCACCUCGGCAAAGGUGCUGGAGGUGCUCUGGGACCUGGCCCAUCUCCCCACGCUGCCCGGCGGCCUGAUCCAGCAGGCCCUGGACGAGCACCUGGCCAUCCUGAGCGACGCCUACACCAUCAAGGAGACCGUCAAGAGGAGCUACAUCAUCAAAUGCAUUGAAGACAUCAAACGGCCUGGAGAAUGGACGGGCUUGGAGAAGGCCAAGAAGGAUGGUUUCAAGGUGUGCCCGCAGAACCCGCCGCAGCUGGUGUGGGUGGUGCCAGCCCUGCGUCAGCUCCACGAGAUCACCCGCUCGUUCGUCAAGCAGACCUACCAGAAGCAGGACAAGAGCAUCAUUCAGGACCUGAAGAAGAACUUUGAGAUCGUCAAGCUGGUGACGGGCAGCCUCCUGGCGUGCCACCGACUGGCAGCGGCUGCGGCGACGGGGCCCGGGGGCCUGUCUGGGUCAACACUGGUGGAUGGCAGAUACACAUACCGGGAGUACCUAGAGGCGCACCUCAAGUUCCUGGCAUUUUUCCUGCAAGAAGCUACGCUCUACUUGGGGUGGAGCCGGGCCAAGGAGAUCUGGGAGUGUCUGGUGACGGGACAGGACGUCUGCGAGCUGGAUCGAGAGAUGUGUUUCGAGUGGUUCACCAAGGGGCAGCACGAUCUGGAGAGUGAUGUCCAGCAGCAGCUCUUCAAGGAAAAAAUUCUGAAACUGGAAUCCUACGAGAUUACCAUGAGCGGCUUCGGCUUGUUUAAGGCGUUCUUUGAGAACGUGAACCUCUGCGACCAUCGGCUGAAACGGCAAGGCUCACAGCUGUUGGUGGAGAAGCUGGAGCUGGUGGGAAUGGAUUUCAUCUGGAAAGUGUGCAUGGAGUCUCCCGACGACGAGAUCGCCAACGAGGCCGUGCAGCUCAUCAUCAGCUACAGCUACGUCAACCUGAACCCCAGGCUCAAGAAGGAUUCAGUGUCGCUGCACAAGAAGUUCAUCGCGGACUGUUACACGCGACUGGAAGCGGCCAGUUCGGCGCUAGGAGGGCCCACGUUGACCCACGCCGUGACCAGAGCCACAAAGAUGCUGACGGCCACGGCCAUGCCGACGGUGGCCACGUCGGUGCAGUCGCCAUACAGGUCUACGAAGCUGGUCGUCAUCGAGAGGCUGCUGCUGCUGGCCGAGCGCUACGUCAUCACUGUCGAGGACCUGUACUCGGUGCCCCGGACCAUCCUCCCGCACGGUGCCUCGUUCCAGGGCCACCUCCUGUCCCUCAGCGUCAACUGCGACUCCACCAAAGACACCUUCUCCUUCGAGGCUCACAGCAACGAGACGGUGGGCAGCAUCCGCUGGAAAGUCGCCAAGCAGCUCAACGCGCCCGUAGACAACAUCCAGAUCUUUGCCAACGACAGCCUGCUGACCGUCAGCAAGGACCAGAAGCUCCUCCACCAGCUGGGGUUCUCCGACGAGCAGGCCCUCACCGUGAAGACCUCGGGCAGCGGGACGCCGUCCGCGAGCUCGGCCGACUCCUCCGGGAGCGUCUUCGGCUCGUCGUAUGUCAUGGAGCAGGAGAAGUCGCUGCCAGGCGUGGUGAUGGCUCUGGUGUGCAACGUCUUCGACAUGCUGUACCAGCUGGCCACCCUGGAGGAACCCAGGAUCACGCUGCGUGUGCGCAAGCUUCUGCUGCUCAUCCCAACCGACCCGGCCAUCCAGGAGGCCCUCGACCAACUCGACUCCCUGGGGAGAAAGAGAACGCUGCUGUCGGAGUCCAGCCCCCAGCCAUCCAAGUCCCCGUCGCUGUCCUCGAAACAGCAGCACCAGCCCGGGGCCAGCUCCAUCCUGGAGAGCCUGUUCCGCUCCUUCGCUCCCGGGAUGUCCGCCUUCCGCGUGCUGUACAACCUCGAGGUCCUGAGCUCCAAGCUGAUGCCCACCGCGGACGACGAGAUGGCCAGAAACUGUGCCAAGUCUUUCUGCGAGAACUUCCUCAAGGCCGGAGGCCUCAGUCUGGUGGUGAACGUGAUGCAGCGUGACUCCAUCCCCUCCGAGGUCGACUACGAGACGAGGCAGGGCGUCUAUUCCAUCUGCCUGCAGCUCGCACGGUUCCUGCUCGUGGGCCAGACGAUGCCCACCCUGCUGGACGAGGACCUCAGCAAGGACGGCGGCGGCCUGGAGGCCCUCUCGUCGCGGCCCUUCCGGCCCGUCUGCCGGCAGGGCGGGCGCCAGGUGUCGCUCUGCGGGACCCCCGAGAAGUCGUCGUCGUCGUCGUCCUCGUACCGUCAGCUGUCCGUCUCCGACCGCUCCUCCAUCCGGGUGGAAGAGAUCAUCCCCGCCGCCCGCGUCGCCAUUCAGACGAUGGACGUCGACGACUUCACGUGCACCGUGGCCUGUUUCACGAGGUUGUCGUGGGCGGCGGCGGCGGGCAGGCUGGACCUGGUGGGGAGCAGCCUACCCAUCCGCGAGACCGCAGCCCUGUUUCCCGGCACCGGCCGGCACCGGCUCAGCAGCUCAGGCAGCACCUGCAGCUCGGGGAGCGAGGGGGAUGCCGUCGCCCUGCCCGCGGGGAUCUGCAGGCGGCAGCGGGCGGUGCCCACCAAGGACGCGCUGGUCGCCGGCGAGGCCCUGUCGCUCCUGGUCACGUGCCUCCAGCUCCGGAGUCAGCAGCUCGCGUCCUUCUACACCCUGCCCGGCGUGGCCGAUUUUGUCAUCGACAUCCUCCUGGGAUCGCCGAGCGCCGAGAUCCGCCGCGCGGCCUGCGACCAGCUGUACAGCCUGAGCCAGACGGACACGUCGCCGUACCCGGACGUGCAGAAGCCGAACCAUUUCCUGCUGGGCUUGGUCCUGGCCGCCCAGCUGCCGCUCUGGUCUCCCACCAGCGUCAUGCGCGGGGCCAACCAGCGGCUGCUGUCCCAGUGCACGGAAUACUUCGAUCUGCGCUGCCAGCUCCUCGACGACCUGACAACCUCGGAGAUGGAGCAGCUGCAGGUCAGCCCGGCCGCCAUGCUGGAGGACGAGAUCACCUGGCUGGACAACUUCGAGCCCAGCCGCACGGCCGAGUGCGAGACCAGCGAGGCCGACAACGUUUUACUGGCCGGACACCUCCGCCUCAUCAAGACCUUGCUCUCUCUCUGUGGGGCGGAGAAGGAAGUGCUGGGAUCGUCCCUCAUCAAACCACUGUUGGAUGACUUCCUCUUCCGGGCGUCGCGGAUCAUCCUGAACAGCCACUGUCCAGCGGGCAGCGCGGCCAUCAGCCAGCAGGAUUUCCAUCCUAAGUGCAGCACGGCCAACAGCCGCCUGGCUGCGUACGAAGUACUCGUCAUGCUGGCCGACAGCUCCCCGGCCAACCUGCAGCUCGUGUCCACCGAGCUUCUGUCCAUGCACCACCAGCCCGACCCGGCCCUCACCAAGGAGUUUGACUACCUGCCACCCGUGGACAGCCGGUCACCCUCGGGGUUUGUGGGAUUGAAGAACGGCGGGGCCACGUGCUACAUGAACGCCGUCUUCCAACAGCUGUACAUGCAGCCCGGGCUCCCUGAGUCCCUGCUGUCCUUCGACGACGACCUCGACAGCCCCGACGACAGCGUCUUCUACCAAGUGCAAUCCCUGUUCGGGCACCUGAUGGAGAGCAAGCUGCAGUACUACGUGCCGGAGAACUUCUGGAAGAUCUUCAAGAUGUGGAAUAAGGAGCUGUACGUUCGAGAACAGCAGGACGCCUACGAGUUCUUCACCAGCCUCAUCGACCAGCUGGACGAGUGCCUCAAGAAAAUGGGCCGCGAGCAGAUAUUUAAGAACACUUUCCAGGGCGUCUAUUCCGAUCAGAAGAUCUGCAAGGACUGUCCGCAUAGGUACGAACGAGAAGAAGCCUUCAUGGCCCUCAACCUGGGAGUUACGUCCUGCCAGAGCUUAGAAAUCUCUCUGGAUCAGUUUGUCAGAGGCGAAGUCCUAGAAGGCAGCAACGCCUAUUACUGUGAGAAGUGCAAAGAAAAGAGAACGACGGUGAAGCGGACUUGCAUCAAGGCCCUGCCCAGCCUCCUGGUCAUCCACCUCAUGCGAUUCGGCUUCGACUGGGAGAGCGGACGAUCCAUCAAGUACGAUGAGCAGAUACGGUUCCCCCGUGUGCUGAACAUGGAGCCCUACACGGUCUCGGGCAUGGCCCGCCAGGAUUCGUCGCUGGAGGGCGGCAGCGGCGGGCGGGCGGCAGACCCCGGGGGCGGGGGAUCACCCCGGAAGAAAGGGGGACCCACAGAGAACUACGAGCUCGUCGGGGUGGUCGUGCACAGCGGACAGGCCCACGCCGGUCACUACUACUCCUUCAUCAAGGAUCGGAGGGGCUGCGGAAAGGGCAAGUGGUACAAGUUCAACGACACCGUGGUCGAAGAGUUCGACUUCAGUGACGAGACCCUGGAGUUCGAGUGUUUUGGGGGCGAGUACCGGCCGAAGGUGUUCGAUCAGUCGAACCCGUACCCCGACCUGCGCCGCCGCUACUGGAAUGCCUACAUGCUGUUCUACCAGAGGGCGCCCGACCCCGGCUCCCCGGUCCUGCCCAAGAAGAGCCGCGUCAGCGUCGUGCGGCAGGAGGCCGAGGACCUGACGCUCUCGGCUCCAUCUUCGCCCGAAAUUUCCCCGCAGUCCUCCCCGCGACCCCACAGGCCCAGCAGCGACCGCUUGUCCAUCCUCACCAAGCUGGUCCGGAAGGGAGAGAAGAAGGGGCUGUUCGUGGAGAAGAUGCCCGUCCGGAUAUACCAGAUGGUGAGGGAUGAAAACCUCAAGUUCAUGAAGAACCGAGGGGUCUACAGCAGCGACUACUUCAGCUUCGUCCUGGCCCUGGCGUCCCUCAACGCUACCAAACUGAAGCACCCCUCCUACCCCUGCAUGGCCAAGGCGAGCCUGCAGCUGGCCAUCCAGUUCCUCUUCCAGACGUACCUCCGCACCAAGAAGAAACUCAGGGUGGACACAGAGGAGUGGAUCGCCACCAUCGAGGCGCUGCUCUCCAAAAGCCUGGAUGCCUGCCAGUGGCUGCUGGACUACCUGAUCGGCCCCGAAGGCCGUGAGCUGAUCAAGGUCUUUUUGCUGGAGUGCAACGUGCGGGAGGUGCGUGUUGCCGUGGCAACCAUCCUGGAGAAAACGCUCGACAGUGCCUUGUACCAUCAGGAUAAGCUGCGGAGCCUCCCCCAACUACUGGACAUGCUGUUGGCCCUGCUGGAGAAGGACGUGCCCGAGAACUGCAGGAACUGUGCCCAGUAUUUCUGCCUGUUCAACACCUUUGUCCAGAAGCAGGGGCCCCGAGCCAGCGACCUUCUCCUGAGGCACUCCGCCGUCCGCCACAUGGUCAGCUUCCUCCUGGGUCCCAAUCGACAGAGCAGCCAGAUCCGCCGAUGGAGCCCCGCCCAGGCGCGCGAGUUCGGCUUCCUGCAUAACACCGUGGCCCGGCUGGUCCUGCACUCAGACGUCUCCUGCCAGAGGGACGUGGCGCCAGGUACGUUCAGACCGCGGCCGCCGGCGGCCUCCAUCUCCUCCUCUUCCUCCUCGUCCCUCUCUGGCGCCGGCCCCCCGCUGCUGGUUCUCCACGAAGAGCUGGAAGCCCUGCUGUUCUUGGCCGGGGGGAAACCCUACCUCCUCGAGGUGAUGUUCGCCCUGCGGGAGCUCCCCGGCUCCCUGGCCGCCCUCAUCGACAUGGUGGUGUACUGCUGCUUCUGCAACCAGCGCUUCUCCCUCACCGUGCUGCACUGCAUCAAGAACCAGCUGGAAACAGCACCGCCCCACGAGCUGCAGAAUACCUUCCAGCUCCUCCAUGAGAUACUGGUCAUCCAAGACCCCAUCCAGGUCGAGCGGAUCAAGUUUGCCUUCGAGACCGAGAACGGAUUGCUGGCCCUGAUGCACCACAGUAACCAUGGCGACAGCAGCCGCUGCUACCAGUGCGUCAAGUUCCUGGUCACGCUGGCGCAAAAGUGUCCAGCUGCCAAGGACUACCUGAAGGAGAAUUCGCACCAUUGGAGCUGGGCAGUCCAGUGGCUCCAGAAGAAGAUGUCCGAGCACUACUGGGCCCCUCAGAGCAACGUGUCCAACGAAACCUCCACCGGGAAGACCUUCCAGCGCACCAUCUCCGCCCAGGACACGCUGGCGUACGCCACGGCCCUGCUGAAUGAGAAGGAGCAGUCGGGAAGCAGCAAUGGGUCAGAGGGCAGCCCGGCCCACGAGAACGGGGAGCAGCAGAGUCUCCCUCAGGGCUCAGAGUCCCCCAUGAUGAUCGGUGAGUCCAGGAGCGACCUCGACGACGUUGACCCGUAGCGGGAUCUUCUCACGGUCAAGGGUCAGGCGGACCGGCCCCACCCCGGCCCCCAGCGGGGGAAGCGUGGCCUCGGCCUCGCCCGGUCAGCGCCGGGCGGGGUCUCUGGGGGGGCGGGGCCGCCCCCCAGGGGCGGGCGGCGGCCGGCGGGGUGGGGCGGGGCGGAGCCGAGCGGGCCCUUCCCGCGGACGUGCCCAGGCCCGCGCGGCGACGCUCCCGCCCCGGGAGGGGUUUUGGCGGAUGGAGCCGCCCCGGAGACUUUUAUUAUGUGAACAUAAAGUGAGUGAAUGUAAAACUGUUACUUUUCUGUGA